CCCGUCCAGCGACCAUUGGUUUGCGACGACUUCUUUUACACAACCACCACACUCGAGCGGCAUCUCGAAGUCAGUGUUCUGGUGGACAUUGACUUGCUUUCGGACGCAGCUAUUACACCCGUAUCAAAAAGAACAUCACUGGUGCUACCUGUGCCACCGACAGCCGUGCGAUACGCCUUCAAGAGCUGCUUGAAGGGCUCACUCAAGCUACUGAUCACGGAACAUUGAAAGCGACAGCGCAUCAUUACAGAAUCUGCAUCUCACCAUGGUCAACCCUCCUGCAGGCGCUGAUGCCAAAAAAGUCACACCACCGGUCUCUUCGAGAUUAUCGGUCGGCCCCAGACCAACUGCUUCGUCGCAGGCACCAACGCGGUCAAGCACGGCUGCGUCGCGGGCAACUACAUCCACGCCUGCCACAAGAACGCCAACUCGGCCGUUGGCACCCUCGGUCCGUAAAUCAACCACUGAGAAAUCUCCGACUGUUGCUUCGAAACCGGAUAGCUUGGAGGCUCGGCGCCUUGCUCGGUCAACCACUUCUGCGACAACUUCUACACUUGCCUCGCGCGCAACAAAAGCCGAUGCUGGAUUGGACAAGACUCGAAGGACAACCUUGGGUGGCACACCUCCAAAGCGACCGCCAAGCUCAGCCUCGACUGUUUCUCGCACCGGAACUAUCGGCACAAAGGUGAGACCUUCAAGCCUCGCUGCAGCGGGCGUAAAACCGGCGCCAGCUCGCGCGAAGCGGUCUUCCACUAUCGAAUCUGUCGCCAGCACGGAUAACGUAGCUCGUCCUGUGUCCAGAGAUACCAUCACCGAGGAAAGCUCAGCGCGCCAAGAGGAGGAUGCGGAAAUUGCCACGGCGCCUGGAGAUGAAUUGGAGUUGGAUGGAGAGGUCGAGGCGAACGACAACGCCAUCGGUCGGGAUCUUGCUUCACCCAGAACUCCACUCGAUACAUCUCACUUCGACCAUACCUCGAGUCCCAACUCUGUGCAUGCAAAUUUCGAAACAUUAUCCAAUAUCACCAAUAAUCUUGACGAGUCCUUGAGUUCUCAAGAUCAAACCCAAGGCCUCGGCGAUGAUCGGGCAAUCGGCCAGGAGAAUGAGCGUCAGGCUUUGUUGGAUCGGCUCACCGCGGCGAGACGCGACCUUGCCUCCGUUACCUCCGAAUGCGAUCAACUCAAAGCGCAGCUCAUCUCGAGCCAUGAAGACCGAGAUGCAGUCGAAGCGGCGCUAGAAAACACUCGACAAGAAUUGAGCGCCGCAACGAAGCAGUUAGAAACUGUCAAAGAGAUGUCAGACACGGUAACUGCUGGGAUGAAAAGUAUGAAAGUACAAGUAGAAGCCCAAGAUUCCGGAACCAGUAAAGAUGCGCUAUCACGAGAUAUCUCAUCCCAACAGGCGAACGAACCCCGACAGGUAAUCGCACUUGAAGAGCAUGAACAUGCACUGCAAUCGCUCAGAGACAGUCACGAAAACACAGUGCGUCUUCUCGAGGCGCAACACGAAAAGUCCCUAUCACGGUCAAAGACGGAGCAUGCAUCUGAGAUGGCCAAAACGCUAGAGUCACAGGACGCGGCCCUCAAAGCCAUCAAGGCGGCCCAUAAACUUCAUCUCCUCGCGCUACAGGAAGAAUCUCAGACAGAAGUUGAAUCACUCAAACACGACUACCACUCAUCGCUAGAAUCAUAUCAGGAGGAUCAUUCGAACGAGAUCGAUGCACUGAUAAGCGAAAAAGAAUUAGCCCUCGCCGCAUUAGAAGAGUCGCAUGCAGAGGAGAUCUCGAAGCUGAAACUCGAAAUAUCUAAGCAUCCGACCGAGCUGCAAGGAGUAGAAUCAAAGAUCGCAGCAGUUCAGGACGCCCUUAGAAAGGAACUCCUUGAAAAGACUGAUGAUCGAGACAAAUUGGCGCAGGUUGUGGAAGAUCUCAAGCAGGAGAUAGAUCGAUGUCAAGUGCAGCUCGACGCCGAUGCCGAUGCCCAGGACAAGCUAAAUGAAGAAGCACAGAUCCGCAUAAACGCGCUCCAGGCAGAAUUGGAGGAGGAGAAGCGGCGUAGUCAAGCCGCUCAAGAGCGCGUCGCGCAGGCUCACACCGACUCUGAGACCCGUCAAGCUGAGGCAAUCCAAGAAUUGCACAAAGCGCAGGAGCUGGAAAUUCAAAAGAUCAAGGAUGACUCUGCGGAACAAAACAAUGCUAUUCAACAACAAGCGGAAAAGAAUCUAAAGGAACUGCGCGAACGACUGGAGAAAGAUAUUUCAGAGAUGCAGUCGAAAGCAGCGGAUGAGAGGACACUGAGCGCCCAGGAGUCGGACAGGUUGUUGCAGGACGUACGAAGACAGCUUGAAGAGGAGUUCGAGCAGGCUCGUGCCAAUGCAACGAGAGUUCAUACUGAACAGUUGGAGAAAACCCAGAAGGAGUCAUUGGAAGAGCAGGAACGGGCUGCAACUGCGAGGGCCGAGCUUGAAGCCACUUUGCUAGCGCAAGAGAAAGAAAUUCAGACUCAGCUUGACAUCGUACAGACCGAAUUGGCUGAGAAACAUAAUAAGCUAGAAGAGGCCGCGAGGCAGUUGGAUAGCGAGAAGGCUAACAGCCGCGAAGCAAUCGAGCAGCUGCAGAACGAACUCCGGACUACACAGCAACUCAAGGAGGACCUCGAACAGCAACUCAAGGAGGAACUACACAAGCUGUCAACCGCGGACGACAAACAUGUGGAAGACCUUCAAGACGAGCUUCGGACCUUGAAAACCAGUGAAUCUAGUACGCGAGAAGUACUGGCGAACCUUCGAGACGCGCUUGCGAAGAAUACUGCGCUUAUCGAGGAAAAGCAAACUGAGAUCGACGGCCAUGUUUCAGAUUUAGCUGCGAGUCACGCGGCAAUUGAGAAUCUUCAGGACGAGGUUCGAAAAUUGCAACAAGUCGGAGACGAAUCAAUGCAGAGCAGUUCCAAGACUAUCGAAGAUCUGCAAGAUCAGAUCAAGAUUGCGGCGCAGGAAAGCGCUGAUGCGAACGACAAAAUCAAUCUGCUGGAGAGCGCGGCCGCACUUCACGAAAAAACUGUUGACGAGCUCAAAUCCGAGUUGCAGCGUGCUCAGCAGACUGCUUCAAACCUUGAAAUCGAAAACAAUGAAAAGAUUGCCCGACUACAGAGCGAUCUUGACUCGCUCGCUCAAGAAAAAGGCAGAUUGGAGAUUGCCCAGGCCGAUGCACUGACUGAGAAAGACAACAUCGUCCUCGUCAAGACCAAUGCCAUCGAAGAACUGGAAGGCACAGUGGCAUCGUUACAGCAGGAGCUGUCACACGUCCAGUCGUCCACUGCGGUCGAGAAUUCAAGCUCGGGCCAGAUCGCAGAGGAGUUCCAAGACCAAAUUCAGAUCCUGCAGCACAAGCUCGAAGACUCUCACGACGCGCGCCAAAAGGCAGAACAUGAGUUUACGCAGCUCAGUGAAGCCCACUCCACCAUUCUUCAGAAGUUCAACGAUUUCGAGGCGCAGAAUGUUGAGAUCGGAACGCUGCGACAGGAGCAUGCAAAGGCGAAUGAACACCUUGAGGAGCUGAGGACGAAAUUCGAUCAGGUGGCGCGAAGAUUCCAGGAUAGUAAUUUACAGAUUGAACAGCUGGAGAUUCAGCUCAAAGAAGCCACACAGGCGAGCGCGACAGCCAUUCAUGAAAAACAAAACACGGAAUCGUCUCUCAGCAAACUUCAAGACGAACUGACUGGCUUGCAAAAAGUGCUUGACACUUUCUCUCAAGAUUCAGACGAGCGUGAAAGCAGGCAUGUGAAGUCGCUGGCUUCGUUGUCCGAUCAGCACACGCACGAGGUAGAACAGAUCAUGGCAAAGCACGCCAACGAUAUCGCUGCAGUGCAAAAAGCGGCCGACGAACAGCUGCACAGUGCUGGCAUUGAGCGCGACCAAAACCAUGCUGUGGCCUUGGCAACAUUGAAAGGAGAAUAUGCUCUCCAGCUUGCUGCCGCGGAGGAGAAAGCGUCGCAAGAUGCACACGCUCUUUCAAUUGAACGUGAGCGAAACUAUGAAAUGACACUUGCUAAAAUGCAAGAUGAUCAUGCUGCUCAGCUGGCCGAGGUCGAGGCGAAGCUAUCGCAAGACUUUGAAGCAAGCGCAGCCGAACGUGGUCGUCUUCAUGGACUAGCGCUUUCUGAGUUGAAAGCGGAGCACACCGCACGCCUUACUGAAAUCGAGACGAGGUCCAUCAAAGGUCAAGAGGAUAAUUCGGCAACCCGCGAACGGGAAUUUGAGGAUGCGCUGUCCACGCUGAAAGCAGAGCACGCUUCACACGUUGCAAAAAUCGAGAGUGCGGCGUUACAGCAGUCUGAAAAGAUCAGCAGCGAUCGCGAUCGGGAGCAUGCUGCCGCACUCGCUGCACUGACACAAGAACAUGGCGCUCAAUUGGCUGAGAUUGUUAAGAGAUCUCAGGAUCACGCGCAAAGCGAUCGAGCAGAGCGUGACUCCGCACAUGAGGCAGCGGUGGAGGAGGUCAUUCGGGGGUACACAGCACGGAUCGCCGAGAUCGAGCAAAGCGUUACGGCGCGGUCAUUUGAGCUGGAACAGAUCCACAAACAGACUGUGGCUGACCUGCAAGAAGAGCACAGGGCCCAGCUCGCCUCGGCGGAGCGGCUUGCCAAGGAAGCUUUGGACGCGAGCCUUCGCGAUCGGGACGGCGAGCAUCAAAAAGCCAUUCAAGGACUUGUUCAGACGCACGAACUACAUAUUGCUGAAGUCGAACGGUUCUUUGCCGACCGGGAGAAGGGCGAGCGCUCGUCACUUGUGCAAGCGCACGAAGGUGCACUUGCACAACUGCGUAUAAGCCACGCAGUGGAGAUGGAUCAUCUACAGGAAACUGCGGCGCGAGAGCUUGAGGCCGCGCGAGCCGAGAGAGACAAGCUCCCACAAUCGGACGAAGUGGGCGACCACAACUCCAAUCAGCUUCUGCCUAGAGACCGGGCAUUGAUCCCGCCACAGAAUUCAAUUCAAGAACAAACCCCUCCCAAGGCCUCCGAACCCACUUCACGGGGCCUAUCUCACAUCUUCUUCAAUCACGAACCCGAAGUUGUUGAGCACGGUACAAACGAGCCAUUUUCACAGCCGCAAGACUCCCUCACAGAAGAUCUUGUCAACGAAAGCAUUGACGAGAUUCCGAUCGCCUACAUUGAGGGUGCGCGAGACGUGAUCGAGGCGCCCGUAAAUGACUCGUCCAGUCAUGCCGCAGUCCAGCAGCUGCAAAGCGACAAUGCAUUGUUGCGUCUCGCUCUGAACAACGCACAGGAGGAGAUAACAUCCCUCAAAAGCCUUCCCACCACCGCCACCGACACGAGCGCCCUUCAACAAACACUCAUACAAGCACCACAUCCGGGCACAUCACUUGACAACGACGACGUCUUUACGUCUUCCCAUACACCUGAAAAUGGUCUCACUCUAGAGGGCGCACUUCACAGCCUUCAGAUGCAAACUGCACAGCUGCUCGAGAUCAACGAUGAUUUCCUCGCGGAGCAAGAUCGCUGGCGCAGCGGCCGAUAUGUAAGCAGCAGGAACCCGUCGGCAUCGGUGGUGUCGCCCAGCGCAUCGUAGCGUGGUGGCCGCUUGGGCGCGAGGGAGAUGCUAGCACGCGUGGCAAAGGCGCAGAAAUUGCCGACUGGUGCCCCUACAUCAAGCAGACAUAAAAAUACUGUGCGAGUAAUUGCGAGGAUGGUGGGAAGGCGAGCUUGCAGCACUAUUUUUUUUAAAUUGCUUUGAUAGAGUACUGU
This is a messenger RNA of Dissoconium aciculare CBS 342.82, 5760 nucleotides long. RefSeq lists its product as uncharacterized. The transcript is spliced from 2 exons. The record is from RefSeq and is a predicted model, not a curated record. Bases 266 to 5584 code for a protein of 1772 amino acids. NCBI's taxonomy places the organism in Eukaryota, Fungi, Ascomycota, Dothideomycetes, Mycosphaerellales, Dissoconiaceae.